Fusarium musae is the source of this 675-nucleotide messenger RNA. RefSeq lists its product as uncharacterized. Gene Ontology annotation, biological process: oxaloacetate transport; malate transmembrane transport; phosphate ion transmembrane transport. The record is from RefSeq and is a predicted model, not a curated record. Lineage: Eukaryota; Fungi; Ascomycota; Sordariomycetes; Hypocreales; Nectriaceae. Gene Ontology annotation, molecular function: thiosulfate transmembrane transporter activity; malate transmembrane transporter activity; sulfate transmembrane transporter activity. Bases 1 to 675 code for a protein of 224 amino acids. The transcript has a single exon.
AUGGCCCCGUCGUUUGCUUCCGCCGUUAAGAUCAUCAUCAGUAAUGAAGGUGUAUCGGGCUUAUACAGUGGUCUAACAGCAUCCGUGGUACGCCAACUCACAUACUCAGGCAUUCGCUUUGGAAUCUACGAGGAACUCAAGUCGAAAGCUGGCCCUUCUUCCAGCAGCCAAUUUCUCCUGGCCACUGCGUGGUGUUCCGGGUUUGCGGGCGGAAUAGCCGGCAACUUUGCGGAUGUUCUAAAUGUGAGAAUGCAGCAUGAUGGGUCACUCCCAGCCCACCAACGGCACAACUAUCGCCACGUCGGUGACGGUAUGGUGCGACUGGUACGGGAAGAAGGUAUUGGCGCUUACAUGAAAGGAUGGCUGCCAAACUGCACACGCGCUGCGACACAAACAGCAGGGCAGCUUGCAAGCUAUGAUAUUAUCAAAAAGUCCAUCCUCGAAUACCAAAAGUCCGAAGAAACACCCGCUGUACAAGCUACUUCUGCAUUUCUAGCCGCUGUAAUCGCGGUAACAGUUACUAAUCCUCUAGAUGUUUUAAAAACAAGGGUCAUGUCUUCCACGUCUACAGCUGGGACAGGUAUGGUAGCUACUGCAAGGGAGGCAUUCCGUGUUGAAGGACCUGCCUGGAUUUUCCGGGGAUGGGUACCAAGCUUUCUACGGGUUGGACCGUAA